GCCUGUGGGGUAGGAUACAUUCUGCCGAGUGGCAGCAUUAUUUUUGUUCUGAGAUCCCCCGUCCUGUUGGCUUCCCAGCGCCGCGGCUUUGCCUGGAUCUCAACUAGCUUGGCUACUUUUGGUGUUGCGCCGCUUUUCAGUAACUUUCUGCUAUCAGCAUUUUGUUUGGCUGCACAGUGCGAGGAUCAGGGGACCCAACAGGACGGUCUGACCAAAAGUGCUUCAGGAUGUCCGUAUCCUCGCACCGCAAGAAGAGCAGCAGCCGCACUGUGAAGACGUCAUCAUCGGAGGAGCUCACCACAAUAACCAAGCAGGCCAAACGCCAAUACCUGGCUGUCGAUGAUGAGAGCCAUGUCGUCGGAUAUGUGGUGCCCGUCUUCAGAAGCAGCCAUUUAGUUGCCCAGGACCUAAUGGAGGCGCAGGAGGAGACGAAGGAGGAAGGUAUUGGCUAUGUUGUGAUGAAGAACCUCUUCUCCAAAGAGGAGGACUUCAAGAUGCAGAAGGUGGAGAAGAAGUCGAGGAGGGUGGUCAUUAGGGAGUCUGCCGAACGUCUGGUUGUGGGCAAAAAGGUGCAUGAAAAUCAGCAGUUUACGAAGCUGAUGAAUGAGGACAGCCUGGCCCACCCACCUGAGUUCAUAGUGAAGCCCAAGGGCCAGACUGUGUGGGAGGGCAAGACUGUGACGCUGCACUGUACCGUGGCUGGAUGGCCCAAACCACGCAUCGCCUGGUAUAAGAACAACGUCCCAAUUGAUGCCAAGGCCCGUCCCGAGAAGUACACAGCCGAGAGCAAUUACAACAUGCACUCUCUGGAGAUUAAAAACUGUGAUUUCAGUGACACCGCCGAGUAUCAUGCCGCAGCCCUGAACAUCAAGGGAGGGAGCUCCUCUUAUGCCCAUGUCGUUAUCAAAAGAUUCCAAGCAGAAGAAAAAGUUGCCGCUAAGCCACAUGGAUACUCCGAGGAGUUUGGCGUCACCUUCAAGACCGCCAUCAUCGAUAAGUUCGGGGUGUCCUUCGGCGUGGAGGGCCAGACCUUGAGCAUUGGCAGCACUGUGGUCAUCUACCCCACCGUCAAACGCUUCACACCAGAGGUGCUCUGGUACAGAAACAACACUCUCCUGAAGCCGUCUAAGUGGGUGUCCAUGCACUGGAGUGGAUUGAAGGCCACGCUGACCCUGAGCCAUCUCAACAAAGAGGAUGAAGGCCUCUAUACCUUGCGCAUCAACACCACGUCCGGCUUUGAGACUCACUCGGCCUUCGUCUUUGUGAGAGAUGCCGACGUGGAUGAGGAAGGUGCCCCUGUUGCUCCACUGGAUGUGAAGUGCCAUGAUGCCAAUAAAGACUACGUGGUAGUGACGUGGAAGCAGCCAGCCGUGGAGGGCAGCAGUCCUAUCGUGGGCUACUUCAUUGACAGGUGUGAGGUGGGCCAAACCCACUGGGCCCAGUGCAAUGAGUCGCCGGUGAAGUACGCCCGCUUCCCCGUGACGGGCCUGGUGGAAGGCCGCACCUACAUCUUCAGGGUGCGCGCCAUCAACAAGUUUGGCGUGAGCCACCCCUCCCGUGUCUCCGACUCGGUGAUCGCAAUGGACCCCUUCGACCGUGCCCGUUUGAAAGCUGGACCCUCUGCUCCAUGGACUGGGAUGAUCAAGUUCACAGAGGAGGAACCUGCAGUGGGUGUGGUGCCUGGCGAGCCGACUGACCUGGCUGUCAUUGAGGCCACCAAGAGCUACGUGGUGCUGAGCUGGAAGCCCCCAGUGCAGAGGGGCCACGAGGGCGUGAUGUACUACAUCGAGAAGUGCAUUACUGGUUCAGAUAACUGGCAGAGGGUAAACUCUGGCAUGCCAUCCAAAUCCCCACGCUUCGCUGUGUUUGACCUGGCCGAGGGCUCGUCCUACAACUUCCGCGUGCGCUGUUGCAACUCCGCCGGCGUCGGGGAGCCCUCCGCUCCCACUGCAGCCACCACUGUGGGAGACCAUCUCGACCUGCCGUCCGCCCCAGGCGUGGUGGUGCCGGUCAGGAACACUGCCUCGUCUAUGGUGGUGAGCUGGGCCAAGAGCAAGGAUGUUAAGCACCUCGUGGGCUAUUACAUCGAGGUCAGCGUGGAGGGCAGCAACGUGUGGGUGCCCUGCAAUAACAAGCCCGUCACGUCCACAAGGUUUGUGUGCCACGGGCUGAACACCGGGGAUAAGGUGGUGUUCAGGGCGAAGGCGGUCAAUGCCUCUGGAUACAGUACAUCUUCCCCUGCAUCUGAGCCUCUGCUCGUUAAAGCAAGCGUUGCUGUCUGUGGCCCACCCAGCGGUGUGCAUCUGGUGGAACGCAAGCGGGACUACAUGGUGAUUGGCUGGAAUGCCCCAGCAAAGAACGGCGGGGCUGACAUCCGCGGCUACUACCUGGACUAUAGGACAGUCAAGGGAGACGUCACAGGCCAGUGGCACGAGCUCAACACUCAGGCCGUCACUGACACCAAGUACAAGGUUGAGAACCUGAAGGAGAAUGUGUUUUAUCAAUUCCAAGUCCGUGCCUUCAACCUGGCAGGCAUCAGUGUAGGCUCUCUGCCCAGUGAUAGGCUGGAGUGCAAAGAAUGGACUGUGGCUGUGCCAGGACCUCCCUGUGGCAUUCAUGUGCUGGAGGUGCGCAAGGACGGCCUGGUGCUGCUCUGGGAUCCUCCCGUCUUCAACGGACGCAGUGCCAUCAAUGGCUACUACGUGGACAUCAAGGAGGCCUCGGGCGACGAGCAGUCCUGGGUCUGCGUCCACGACAGGUCCAUCCAGAAGAUGUACAAGAGGGUCACUGGUCUCAAGGCCGGCACGGCCUACAAUCUCCGUGUAAGUGCUCGCAACUGCGCUGGCGUCGGCGUCCCUUCCGCAGGGAUCGGACCCGUUGUUGCAGAGACUCGCCCUGGCACCCACGAGAUCAUCGUAGAUGUGGACGAUGACGGCAUCAUCUCUCUGAUCUUCGAGCACGCUGACAUGGCUGAAGGGUCCUCGUUUGUGUGGUCCAAGAACUACCUCGAGAUCGCAGAGUCUUCUCGCCUCACCCUGGAGACUUCAGAGGGCAGGUCCAGACUCAUCUUCAACGACCCAUCUGUGGAGGAUCUGGCCAUCUACUCCGUCAAGGUCACCAACUCUGAUGCCUCCGCCAGCUAUACUCUCACUGAGGAAGGACUGAAGCGUCUCCUUGACAUUAGCUUCGAUCACAAAUUCCCUGUCAUACCCUUCAAGGCUGAGAUGGCUAUCGAGCUACAGGAGAAGGGCAGGGUGCGCUUCUGGGCUCAAGUUGGCAAGUUCACGGAGAACUGCAACAUCGAGUACGUUUUCAAUGACAACAUCGUCGAACAGGGAGCGAAAUACACGAUGAGCUUUGACAAGAGCACUGGCAUCAUCGAGAUGUUCAUGGACUCACUGGAGGUCACUGAUGAGGGAACCUUCACCUUCAACCUGGUGGAUGGAAAGGCCAAGGGCAGCACCAGUCUCGUGUUGAUUGGAGAAGAAUUUGCAGUUUUGCAGAAGAAGUCUGAGUUCGAGAGAGCGGAAUGGGUGAGAAGACAAGGUCCCCACUUUGUGGAAUACCUUGGCUUCGAGGUGACACCAGAAUGCAAUGUGCAUUUGAAAUGCAAGAUUGGAAACAUCAAGCCAGAGACCCAGAUCAGAUGGUUUAAGGAUAAAUUCGAGGUUGAGGAAGGCGACGAGGAAGCAGCGAAAAUCAGUUCUGAGGAUGGUGUGCUGACCUUCGAUAUCGCCAAGUGUGUGUUUAAGAAAGACAAAGAGGAAAAACUGAAACCCGCUGCUGAGGAACCCACCAAGACGCCUAAAAUUUCAAAGAAGGACGCUGGUGUGUACGAGGUCGAUCUGAAGGAUGAGAGAGGAAAGGAUCACAGCGCGUUCGAUCUGACAGGCGCAGGUUACGAGGCGGUCAUGAAUGAGGUGUUCAGAGUUAUUGCAAACUCCUCCACGCAACUCAGUAUUACCAGCACGGAACAUGGAAUCAUAAUGUACUCCUUCAUUGUGUACCAUACUGAGGAACUUCGUGUUGGCUGGCAGCACAAGGAUGCUAAGAUCUCCCACUCAGACAGAGUGCAGUGUGGAGUGACUGGGGAACAGCUGUGGCUCAAGAUCAAUGAGCCCACAGAGAAAGACAAGGGGAAAUAUGCCAUGGAUAUCUUCGAUGGUGGCAGUGGUGUCAAGAGGGUGUUUGACCUGAGCGGACAAGCAUGGGAGGAUGCAUUUGAGGAAUUCAAGAGACUCAAAGCCGCAGCUAUUGCAGAAAGAAACCGUGCUCGCGUUAUUGGGGGUCUGCCUGACGUGGUCACCAUCCAAGAGGGCAAGUCUCUCAACCUCACUGGAAACGUAUGGGGCGACCCCACACCCGAGGUCACAUGGCUGAAGAACGACAGAGAGCUGGUGUCCGAUGAGCAUUACACCCUGAAGUUCGAGGCCAGCAAGUUCGCCAGCAUCACCAUCGCUGCGGUAUCCACGGCCGACUCCGGCAAGUACGCGCUACAGGUGAAGAACAAGUACGGCACCGAGGCCAUGGAGUUCACCGUCAGCGUGUACUUCCCAGAAGAGGAGAAGAAGUAGUGAAGCGUAACGCCACAGAGAGUGGAAAUGGAAGAAAGAGGGGCUAAAACAUGACCAAACUCCCAAAGCACUCUAGCCCUCAGCAUGUCUUGUGUGAUACAAUCAAUACAAAAUCUCACAUCAAACGAAUGUAUGUGGUGGCUGAUGCCACAAUGAACUGUACACAUGGUCUGACCUAUGAAAUCUGAGAUUUUGCAUAAAAAACACAUUUCACAAAGGCCAUGCUUAUAAAAUAUCAAGGUUGUAGCAGACAAGAUAUUCUGUGUGUUACAAGGCUUUGGGUGUUGCCCUUAUGUAAAGCAUUAUUUGUACCACCACAAUUGGAUCAAUACAUUGUCUUAUGUGCAGCCUAUGUCCAACCCAGACACAGAGGAUAAAUUGUGUUUGAAAAGUAUGACAUCUCAAACGGUAUCUUUAACACAUGAUACAAUCUUGAAACAAAACAUAUCAUUUAAUCCCUCAAAUGUAUAAUGGAGUUCAGGCAGUCAGGCAUAUCAAAUUUGCCUCCUCCCUGUUCUUUAGUCAAAUCUACCAAAUAUGCAAAACAUUUAAAUUCAGUAAACUCUCUGGUGGAGUUGUGUCUUACCUAGACUUGCCUUUAUGUCUGCAUUUAUGUUUUGUUUAUGUUUUGUCACAGUUGUUUGCUUCUGAAUAUUUGUUUGAUUCUCUGUGUAUCCACAGCAGCUUAUUUGUUGUCCCCAAGUUGCCAAUGUCAUUCAUUAAAAAAGGUAAAUAAGCAAAUCGGUCAUGCAGUCCACACAUCAUGUGAUGAAACAGUCAUGUAGUUCACAGGUCAUGUGUUCUCUAUCUGACUAAAUACAACCUUUAGCUCCUGAAAUCUUUCACCAGUUUGAAAAUGUAGACUUACAGCAUUCGUGGAACUGUGCUGUCUUCUCAGAAGUGGCAAGAACACCUUUAACAUGCAGAGUGCCUGUUACUGACCUGUUAAUUGUUAUGGCAUGCAGACAUGAGUAAACAUCAGUAGUCUACAUUUAAAGCUGUUCUCCUGAUACAUGAUGUACUAUACUAAAUAAACAAUCCAUGCUUCUUAGCCUCUCUG
Molecule: messenger RNA, 5634 nt
Organism: Engraulis encrasicolus (European anchovy)
Lineage: Eukaryota; Metazoa; Chordata; Actinopteri; Clupeiformes; Engraulidae
Gene: myom1a
Product: myomesin 1a (skelemin)
Exons: 38
Coding region: 228-4574 (1448 amino acids)
Molecular function (GO): protein binding
Source: RefSeq, a predicted model, not a curated record